Daldinia vernicosa is the source of this 2016-nucleotide messenger RNA. RefSeq lists its product as uncharacterized. Gene Ontology annotation, cellular component: membrane. The transcript has 3 exons. The coding region runs from base 313 to 1644 and encodes 443 amino acids. The record is from RefSeq and is a predicted model, not a curated record. Lineage: Eukaryota; Fungi; Ascomycota; Sordariomycetes; Xylariales; Hypoxylaceae. Gene Ontology annotation, biological process: regulation of peptide transport.
GUUUUAAUGUCUCGGUGUCUUGAAUGACCGACAAGCGCCGCAUCAACAGGAUUGAACCCUUCAAUGUGCAUGUUUCAAACCCUCGAAAUUCACCCUCUUUUGGACACUUUUCGUUCCUUUCUGCCUUCUUGUAUGUGUCUUUACGUCCUUACGGCCCCUAUGUAGACUUGAUCCUUGCGACUAUUAACGUCGAUCCUCUCUUUUUUGUUCGGAUAAUAAAUGCGUCCGUCUCACGCGACCGUUGUUACAUCCCGGCGGGAUUCAUAGAUUACAAAGGUUUUCUACGCUGCGCUCUGCUCAUCGGACGACGACAUGGCAGCGCCAGGAUCGACAAUUGCGACGGAUGAGAGGCAACCCGGAUUUGAUGCUCCUAGAAGGAGACUUUCCGAGCCACUGGUACCGUCUGAGAACAUGUCCGGGUUAUCCGCGUCCUGGGGAAGUAUCCCAAGCUUGGGACGGAAAGGAGCGAUCAGGAAUAUGGCCAGGAGGACUCUGGGUAUUAGUCUAUUACUACUUACCGUAUUCCUGUGGACAGCGUCAAAUUUCCUCGCCAGCUAUAUAUUUUCCGAUCACACCUACGAUAAACCGUUCUUCCUAGUGUAUAUUAACACGUCCGUAUUUGCGCUGUCGAUGAUCCCUAUAUCCAUAAAGCACAUAAUACAAAAUGGUGGCUUCACCCGCGUCAAGAACCAGGCAAUGCAGGAGUGGAGGAUGAGGUACCAAGGGGUAGAGAGACUAAAGACACAGGAGGAGGAAGAGGCGGUUACAGUAGGCGAGAGGUUGCUAUCUGACGACGAGGGAAGUUUCGAAAUAGUCGAUCCGCCGAGGACAUCGGAUAAGCUCUCAUUCCUGGAGACGGCGCGGUACAGCCUUGAGUUCUGCAUGAUCUGGUUCCUGGGGAACUACUUUGCGUCGGCGUGCCUGGAGUACACGAGCGUGGCGAGCGUUACGAUCCUCACAUCUACGAGUAGCGUGUGGACGCUGAUAUUCUGCGCCGCAAUGCGUAUCGAGCCGUUCUCGUUGCGCAAGUUAAUCGGCGUACUGGCUUCGCUCGCGGGCAUCAUCCUUAUCUCGACCGUCGACCUUUCGGGCGAUAAUGACGACAACCGGGGGAACUUCCCGCAUAAGAGUCAGCAGCAGAUCGCUAUCGGCGACGCUAUGGCCUUCUUCAGCGCGGUCGUUUAUGGGUUGUACGUUGUGGUGAUGAAGGUGCGCAUCGGAAACGAAGAGCGCGUGAACAUGCCCUUAUUUUUCGGACUUGUGGGGGUCUUUAAUAUCCUUCUUCUGUGGCCUCUGUUUUUCAUCCUGCAUUUUACAGGAAUCGAGCCGUUUGAAUUACCUCCAAGCGGUAAGAUAUGGGCAAUUAUCAUACUCAACUCGCUAUCUUCCUUCGUCUCGGACAUAUCGUGGGCCUACGCGAUGUUGCUCACAACGCCGUUGGUUGUCACUGUUGGUCUAUCAUUAACUAUACCACUAUCUCUGAUCGGCGAAAUGAUCCAAUACGCGCAAUACUCCAGCUUCAUAUACUGGAUCGGCGCUGCAAUUGUACUGGUUUCUUUCCUCUUUGUCAACAACGAGAGUCAUGACGAGGAUGACGAAGCGAAAGCCGGUCCCGAAAGAGGAAGUAGAACGGCAGAGCCGUAGCUUUCUACUCGUUUGGCAGCUUUGUUAGCUUUGUUUUGUUCUUGGAUAGGACUAUUAUUGACGAUGCGGCGUCACGGUUAUAAGAAAUAGGUUUGGUAACUGGUGCAUGGAUAUCAGGCAUGACUUAACAUAUCAUAGAUAGAAUGGAUAUUCUCGGGCUGUAUCAUAUACGGGACUAAGAGACGGAUACCGCACAUAACCAACCCACCUAAUAUGAAGGUUAUCUCUGAGUAAGUAUAAGCAUCUAUAAUAUGUCAUGAAAUUCAGCAUUUGUCAAGUCAAGUCGGAAUAAUAUAUUCCUAAGACCGUAUAAGCAGGUGACUUCUCAAACAUUGUCUAGGCUAUUUAUAAUAGUACUAUACUUAUAACGGG